CACCCGACGCGAGCCCGCGGGGCGGCUGGGCGGACACUCCGAAAGACACCAGAAGCUGCUCAGCCGGCCAGCGCAACCUCCCCCGGCGGACGCCAGGCAGAACGCGAGACACCGGCCGGCGCCGUCAGUCACGCGGCGCGACGGCCUCUCAGCAGAACGUCAUCUUCCGGGGCCGCCACGAUGCGAUACGGAAGCCGACGAGCCUCGCCGCGUCGUCCCRUCACUCUGACUCUCGGGCUUCGCCCCGAAGCCGCCCGAAGGCGCGGCCACCACCAGCUGCGCUCGCUUGCCCGCCCGAGGCCCCGCCCCGCGCCCGUGGGCGCCGCCAUGUUGGGGGUCCUCGCCGGGGGCGCGUAGGCGUCCUCAUAAGAUGCCGGCCCGGGCGCGCGGCGGCCCCCAAGAUGGCGUCCAUGCGGGAGAGCGACACGGGCCUGUGGCUGCACAACAAGCUGGGCGCUACGGACGAGCUGUGGGCGCCGCCCAGCAUCGCGUCCCUGCUCACGGCCGCCGUCAUCGACAACAUCCGCCUCUGCUUCCACCGCCUCUCGUCGGCCGUGAAGCUCAAGUUGCUGCUCGGCACACUGCACCUCCCGCGCCGCACGGUGGACGAGAUGAAGGAAGCCUUGAUGGAGAUCAUCCAGCUCGCCACCUUGGACUCCGACCCCUGGGUCCUCAUGGUUGCUGACAUUCUGAAGUCCUUUCCUGACACAGGAUCCCUUAACCUUGACCUUGAGGAGCAGAACCCGAAUGUUCAAGAUAUUUUAGGAGAACUUAGAGAAAAGGUGGGCGAGUGCGAGGCAUCUGCCAUGCUGCCGCUGGAGUGCCAGUACCUGAACAAGAACGCCCUGACCACGCUCGCCGGGCCCCUCACCCCACCUGUGAAGCAUUUCCAGUUAAAGCGGAAGCCCAAGAGUGCCACGCUGCGGGCGGAGCUGCUGCAGAAGUCCACCGAGACAGCACAGCAGCUGAAGAGGAGUGCGGGGGUGCCGUUCCAUGCCAAGGGCCGGGGGCUCCUCCGCAAGAUGGACACCACAACCCCACUCAAAGGCAUCCCGAAACAGGCACCCUUCAGAAGCCCCACCACGCCCAGUGUCUUCAGCCCUGCCGGAAACCGGACCCCCAUCCCACCUUCCAGGACCCCACUACGGAAAGAGAGGGGUGUGAAGCUCCUUGACAUUUCUGAGCUGGACAUGGUCGGUGCUGGCCGAGAGGCGAAGAGGAGAAGGAAGACCCUGGACACAGAGGUGGURGAAAAGCCGGCCAAGGAGGAGACAGUGGUGGAGAACGCCACCCCUGACUACGCAGCCGGCCUGGUGUCCACACAGAAACUUGGGUCUCUGAACAGCGAGCCUGCACUGCCCUCCACAAGUUACCUGCCCUCCACACCCAGUGUGGUCCCAGCCUCCUCCUACGUCCCCAGCUCCGAGGCUCCCCCAGCACCAUCUUCCCGGGAAACCAGCCUGCAGGCCAGCCGGCCACCUGAGGAGCCCAGCACCCCGAACCCCACACUGCCGGCACAGUUUAAGCAGAGGGCACCCAUGUACAACAGCAACCUGAGCCCUGCUGCACCUACACCUGCAGCACCCACAUCACCCCUGACGCCCACCACACCCCCAGCUGUUGCCCCAGCCGCUCAGACGCCCCCAGUGGCAAUGGUGGUCCCCCAGACCCAGCCCCCUGCCCAGCAACAGCCUAAGAAGUUGUCCCUCACGAGAGAGCAGAUGUUUGCUGCCCAGGAAAUGUUCAAGACAGCCAACAAGGUCACACGGCCCGAGAAAGCCCUCAUCCUGGGCUUCAUGGCUGGUUCCAGAGAGAACCCGUGCCAGGAGCAAGGGGACGUGAUCCAGAUCAAGCUGAGCGAGCACACAGAGGACCUGCCCAAGGCUGAUGGCCAGGGCAGCACCACCAUGCUGGUGGACACUGUGUUCGAGAUGAACUACGCCACAGGCCAGUGGACACGCUUCAAGAAGUACAAGCCCAUGACCAACGUAUCCUGAGGAUCACCUGCCUCUGCUGCUGGCCCUGGCUACGUAGGGCUCUGAGGGACAAGGGCUUGGCAGAGCAGCCAGGGGUUGAUGCUGGCAGGCUGAGGCCCUGCCUGUGCCUGGCUGCCCACAGUGUUGUGGAGCCCCCAGCUUACUCAAGUUUUAGGUCUUUUCUCCGGUGUUUGGGGCUUAUUUUUUAUAUUUUAAUAUGGGUUACUUUUUUUGUGUGAUUUAAGAUACUUUUCUGGAUCCAAUAUUACAGUUUUGAAUGUUCUAGUUAACCAAAAACGUUAUAACAUCCCAAUUUUAGUGCCUGUUAGACUUUUACCUUUUUUAUUUUUUCUUAUAUUCUAAUAACUGAGUGUGAGAGCUUUUCCCUGCUAGUGCACCCUGUUCCGCAAGGUUGAGGGACCAAAGGUGGUACCUGGCAAUGCUGCAGGGUGGCGGCACUGCCCGGGCAAUGCCAGAGGAGGCAGUGGGCCUCGCCUCCUGUCAGCAUCUGCCCGGGAGUUUUGUAUGUCUUUUGUAUAGCUGUGGAUACUUAACGACAAGUCUUGGGGUCCCUAUUUUCAUUGUAAGACUUUGAGUGAUUAAAGUCCAGCUUUUCUAAAGGAGGCCCACAGAGCUCUGUUUCAGGCCUGAUCUCCCUGCUCCGGGGACCUGCUCC
Messenger RNA from Urocitellus parryii (Arctic ground squirrel), 2652 nucleotides. RefSeq names its product negative elongation factor complex member A (gene Nelfa). The record is from RefSeq and is a predicted model, not a curated record. Gene Ontology annotation, cellular component: NELF complex. Gene Ontology annotation, biological process: negative regulation of transcription elongation by RNA polymerase II. Lineage: Eukaryota; Metazoa; Chordata; Mammalia; Rodentia; Sciuridae.